GGGCGUCACCGAGUAGUUCAACAGAGCAGCGUGACACAAUCCCCAUGCGACACCAACUGUGACAGCAGCGGCAUAUCGGGCGCGCUGGGGAGCGACGGGAGACUUGCAGGACAGGUAAUAUAAAUUGAGCGCCAGCGAAUCUGAAUGGAGGGGGCUGCAGAAUCCCUUGGGAAAGGUGGAGGCGAACAGGGGCAGGAGCCUGCCGCCGUCGCCGCCGCCGCCAGCACCAAUGAAAUGCCAGACGGGCAAUCAGGUGAAGAAUCGGCUACUCUGGUGCCCGGCGACCAAUUGAAGGCUGUGGAGAAUGGUGAUGCUGCUGCUGCCGCUGCUGCUGCUGCUGAUGAUGAUGAUAAUGGGGGGAGAGAUGCAGUUACAUUGGGAGGUAACAUACAGGAGCCGGAGGAGGACACACGAGAGCGUAUCGGUCUGCAUCGAGGCCUCAGAUCGGAUGAAUCGGAAGAAGACAGAAUGCCCGAAUGGAAAUGGACCUCCAGAGAAGUCGAAGACCAGGAGGGUAUCGUGGUGGUUUCUGAGGGAGUGAUCAAAGAGGUAAUCAAGCAAGGAGUAGGAGAUACCCCUCCGCGCAACGCAACAUGCACCGUGAACUUCCGUGCGUGGAUCUUGGAGACGAAGCAAAAAGUUCUGGACACUCGCGAGGACCGGGAGUCUUAUGAGCUCUCAUUUGGUCAUGAGAGACGUGGCGAAAAGGGGCUCUCUGAGGGGAUUUCGUCGAUGAGAGCAGGUGAGAAGUGCUUGCUGAGAGUGAAGUCGGACAAAGCAUAUGGGAGAGAAGGGAACUUCUCCUUUCCCCAUGUACCGCCUGACGCAGACUUGCUCUAUGAGGUGGAGCUCGUUGGUUUCGACAUCCUGGAAGAGGGCAAGCAUAGGUCUCUGAUGACGGUCGAGGAGCGGUGUGAGGCUGCUGAGAAGCGCAGACAAUUGGGCAAUGAGUUGUUCCAGGAGGGCAAGUUUGAAGAAGCGGCCAAAAAGUAUGAGAUGGCACUGAGCUACAUGGGCGAGGAGUUCAUGUUCCAGCUGGAAGGAAAGUACAGGGAUCUCGCCAACAAGGCACGCUUGCCCUGCCAUCUGAAUUUGGCGGCUUGCUAUAUCAAACUAAAGCGCCAUGAGGAGGCCAUCCAGCACUGCAACACUGUUCUUAUGGAAGAUGCGACGAACGAGAAGGCUUUGUAUCGGCGAGGACUGGCCCGGCUCGAGCUGGACCAGACAGAUGCCGCCAGGGAGGAUUUUGUGACACUCAGCAAGCUGGCGCCAAAUGACCCGAAUGUUGCAAAGAAACUGCGUGCAGUCAAGGAGCAAGAGGCACAGGUGAGGCGCAAACAGAGGCAGCUAUACAAAGGCAUGUUCCCACCGCCGAAGCCGAGGGUGAAGCCAUGGUACACACGUCUCUGGCUGCGGCUGGUCGCGAUUUUGCUCUCCAUACUUGCGAUCUUGCUCUCGCCGCUCAAAAGGUGGCGACAAAAGGUCAAGAUGCACUGACUGAUGCUGACGACGAGUCUACGUAAAAUUUCGCCAUCUGGUUGGUAUGGUAUGGUAUGCCUUGUCUGUGUGUGAGGGCAAGGGUGGUUAUGUGGUAUUUUGGGAGGACGUCGAGGACGAGGGGAGCUAAACUUCCAUUUAUGUCAAUUUCAAAUUUUCAAGCUUGUAAAAUAUGAGCGAUUGAUUUGUUAAUUUGCUGGUGCUGUCUGAGACAGAGCCAUGCUUCUCCUGGUGACGUCUCAACGAACCACUUUGGGGAAGGAAAAAAAAAAAAAAAAAAAAAAAAAAAAAAGGUGAAAUUUAUUUCAACGAAUGAUUGACUGACCGAGUGAUUGACAAUUGAUUUUUUGCUUGCGAGUCUCUUGGCUUUUUUUUUUUUUUGUCUUCCUUCUGUGAUGGGAGCGGAGGGGGUUCUGCCAAUUGUUUUGCUGCCAAAGUGUGUGUGUGUGUGUGCGCGUGUGUGUGUGUGUGUGUGUGUGUGUGUGUGUGUGUGUGUGUGUGUGUUUUGGGACCGCCUGAGAAAAAGGAAGAUCAUGAGUGAGAGGAGCUGGAGAGGGAGUAGCGGGGAAUUGGAGUUGUCGUUUAUCUUCGGCUGUUCGUUUUGACCAGUCUUCCGGUAUGCCUUGAGAGAGUUUGACGGCAGCCAUCCUUACGGUGAGCGUGAAUGUAUACAUCCUGCAUGUUGGUUCUGAAAGUUAAGGGGCCAGGCGAAGAGGGGAGCUCAGUAUUACCUGACCGCGUUAUGUAGAGCAUGUACGUGCAAAGCUAGUGCAUAAAGUCAUUCAUUUUGUGUGCUCCGGGCAUCUGAAGGCAGCCUCUUUAGUACGAUAGGUACCUUGCAUGUGCGGGCGUAUGGGAUCCGGUUUUGGCGAUUCCUGUGAGAAAAACGCACGUAAAGCGGAUUCG
This is a messenger RNA of Chara braunii, 2403 nucleotides long. NCBI's taxonomy places the organism in Eukaryota, Viridiplantae, Streptophyta, Charophyceae, Charales, Characeae. The record is from the annotation of a GenBank genome assembly.